UUAAAGUUAUACUCACUCAACGCUGAGUAACAGUUAAAUAAUCCAGACUAUCCAGGACUGUCGCGCUACAACGUUGUAAGAUGCCUGGAAAAAAUAAUUGAAAAGUGAGACAGGAUAAGUGACGACUAAUAGAUCUGAAGCGACUUUAUACUGAGUGAUAUCGGUGUUACCGUUAUGGCGACGCUACCACAAUUGCAACCUGGAGAGAGACUACGUAGACGUGGUAAACCAUCCAAGUUGAAAUUGGAUCUAGCUGCGGCACGUAUUGAACAUAAAUAUCCGGAUGGAAUUGCGCCCUUGGAUUCACAAGUGGGCGGACAUGCAUUUGGUGACAAGAAGGAUACUGUGGGAAUGUUGCGGGCUGGGGAUGGCUGUGUCCUUAAACCAGUGGAGCAGCCCUUACUGGGAGAAAGGGAGAUUGCGUUUUAUGAGAGGCUGCAGGAUUCCAGGGAUCCCUUAAUGGCUGAACUUCGACAGUAUACGCCGUCAUAUCAUGGCACUAUUGAGCUGGAAAUAUUUAACAGACGAGUUAAAUUCCUUAAGCUCAAAGACAUCACAGCCGGCAUGACCGAACCUUGCGUGAUGGACGUCAAGAUUGGUAAACGCACGUGGGAUCCGUUGGCAGGUCCUGAGAAGAAAGCAGCAGAGGAGAGAAAAUAUGUAGAGUCUAAAAAAGCCUAUGGCUUCUGUAUACCAGGAUUUCAGAUUUACAGACUGUCUUCCAGUUACGUGAAGAAGUACGGAAAGGAUUUUGGGAAGAAGCUGAACAAAGAAUCCGUUGUGGAUGCUAUGGAGAUUUUCCUCAACGGUACACCAGGAAAUCCACCCUGCCGCGAUCUAGUAUUACAAUUUCUCUCACACCUCUGGAAGAUCCUGAGCUUCUUUCGUUCUCAAAAACAACUACGCUUCUAUUCAAGUUCCGUUCUACUAGCAUACGACGCCAAGAGGUUGCGACACACUAUUCGCAUGAAGACAUUAUCCAAUGAGGGUCGUAUGUCACCCAGUGGUAUUGGACCAAUGAAUUUCGACACUUAUUUGAAGUCCCCAAGUAUUCUAAGAACGAGUUCCUUUUGCUCAUCUUCCUGCGACACUGGAUUCUCGGGUCAGCUAACUAAAAAUGGACCAUUGUUCGUCACCAAGGCUAAAAACCUCUCGCCAGCAACGACACCACCAUUGUCACCGGCCCUGGUAAGGAAGAACCGGGAGAACGCAUUGAAGCGCUCGCAGAGCUUGAAGAGAAGCGGAAGUUUAAGAUCUACGUCAAGCUCAGAUAAACAGAAACCAGGCAGCCCGAGGCCUGGUACUCCGCCAUUAACUUUACGUCAUCACGAUCCGGACCGUACACAGUACGAAAAUCUAGACCGUACUAGUACCGGUGGAAAAGGUCUGAACAUGGUCAUCGGAAAGCUCUGCCGUACGCACUCCUUGUGUAAUAAUUUUGAUAAGGAUAUCAUAAAGAUAAAGGAGGAGUAUGCGACUCUGCUGGACGAAUUAAGCACUACGCCGGAGGAGAAGCAGAACUGGGUACGCAUCAGUAUGAUAGACUUUACCCAUGUGUUUCCAGCGGAGAGUGACAUCGUCGACACAAACUACCUGGAGGGAAUAGAAAACUUGAUAAAGCUCCUGGAGACUUUUUUAGCCUAAAUUCAAUUCUUACCGGUGCUUUUUACACGUUCAGUGUAAGAGUGACUAUCUGGCGAUGGUGCUAGAAAUGCGUCACAGCUUAAUGUACAUAUUUAUAAUAAGCAGUAAAAAUGGCGGUGUGCCAGAUGGAGCCAGACUCACGCAAGUCUCUCUGUAUAAAUAAAUAAAUUCUAGCUAACGGAUGGGAACUAUAAGAUAUCCUAAUACUUGUAAAUGCGAUCUAAGUACUAUACAAACAUUGUAAAAAGAAACUAACAAAUGGGGAGUUUUGUGUUA
Molecule: messenger RNA, 1920 nt
Organism: Cephus cinctus (wheat stem sawfly)
Lineage: Eukaryota; Metazoa; Arthropoda; Insecta; Hymenoptera; Cephidae
Gene: Ipk2
Product: inositol polyphosphate multikinase
Exons: 5
Coding region: 175-1644 (489 amino acids)
Biological process (GO): inositol phosphate biosynthetic process
Cellular component (GO): nucleus; cytoplasm
Molecular function (GO): inositol-1,4,5-trisphosphate 3-kinase activity; inositol tetrakisphosphate kinase activity
Source: RefSeq, a predicted model, not a curated record